CAUAUCGAUUUAUUUUUCUGCGUAUACAGAACGUACUUUCCUUUCAUUGUAUUCCAAAAAAGAUAAUAUUUUUGUAUACUUGCGGUUAUUUACAACUGCAAGUAAUGUGUCGCUAAACUGUAGUGAAAAUAACAGAAAAUACAACUUGCACGGCAAAUAAAUAUAAGAGGCAAUCACGAUAAAUAAAAAACCCAACUUGGAUUUGUAGCUUGCUUUCAGUUGCGGCGUCAUGGAGGAUCCCAAUCGCAUGUUGGCCCACACCGGUGGCAUGAUGGCUCCGCAAGGAUACGGCUUGUCUGGCCAGGACGAUGGCCAGAAUGCCGGCAGCGAGAACGAGGUGCGCAAGCAGAAGGACAUCGGCGAGAUAUUGCAACAGAUAAUGAGCAUCUCGGAACAAUCACUUGACGAGGCCCAGGCCAGAAAACAUACACUCAACUGUCACCGAAUGAAGCCGGCUCUUUUCUCUGUACUUUGCGAGAUCAAGGAGAAGACCGUCCUCUCGAUUCGCAACACCCAGGAGGAGGAGCCCCCAGAUCCACAACUGAUGCGCUUGGACAACAUGCUGAUUGCCGAGGGCGUGGCAGGACCUGAGAAGGGUGGUGGCGGAGCAGCGGCUGCCUCCGCGGCUGCGGCCAGCCAGGGUGGUUCCCUGUCCAUCGAUGGUGCUGACAAUGCCAUUGAGCAUUCCGACUACCGUGCCAAGCUGGCACAGAUCCGUCAAAUAUAUCACCAGGAAUUGGAGAAGUACGAGCAGGCAUGCAAUGAGUUUACUACGCAUGUCAUGAAUCUUCUACGCGAACAGAGUCGCACGAGACCCAUUACACCAAAGGAAAUCGAGCGAAUGGUGCAGAUCAUCCACAAAAAGUUUAGUUCCAUACAAAUGCAGCUGAAGCAGUCGACCUGCGAGGCUGUGAUGAUCCUUCGUUCGCGUUUCCUGGACGCACGCCGCAAGCGUCGCAACUUCAGCAAGCAGGCAUCCGAGAUCCUCAACGAGUACUUCUACAGUCACUUGAGCAACCCAUAUCCAUCCGAAGAGGCCAAAGAGGAGUUGGCACGAAAGUGUGGCAUCACGGUCUCGCAAGUAUCCAAUUGGUUUGGCAACAAGCGUAUUCGCUAUAAGAAGAACAUUGGUAAGGCACAGGAGGAGGCCAAUUUGUAUGCGGCCAAGAAGGCUGCUGGUGCUUCGCCGUAUUCCAUGGCCGGUCCUCCUAGCGGGACAACCACACCCAUGAUGUCACCCGCUCCGCCACAGGAUUCCAUGGGCUAUCCAAUGGGAUCCGGCGGCUACGACCAGCAGCAACCGUACGACAACAGCAUGGGCUACGACCCAAAUCUCCAUCAGGAUCUAAGCCCCUGAGGAUCAGGGCUGUGAACCACUCCCAAACGGAGAAUCCCUCAUGCAGUUGUGGUCAAAAUAACUGCGCUGAAAAUCUAACAUGCUGUUUCAUCCUAAUUAUGUGCGGUUCUCUAUUGAACGAAAAAAAAACGCGGUUUAUAUUUG
Drosophila teissieri is the source of this 1501-nucleotide messenger RNA. It is a transcript of the gene exd, whose product is annotated as homeobox protein extradenticle. Lineage: Eukaryota; Metazoa; Arthropoda; Insecta; Diptera; Drosophilidae. The coding region runs from base 230 to 1357 and encodes 375 amino acids. Gene Ontology annotation, biological process: animal organ morphogenesis; embryonic organ development; regulation of transcription by RNA polymerase II. Gene Ontology annotation, molecular function: RNA polymerase II cis-regulatory region sequence-specific DNA binding; DNA-binding transcription factor activity, RNA polymerase II-specific. The transcript has 5 exons. Gene Ontology annotation, cellular component: nucleus. The record is from RefSeq and is a predicted model, not a curated record.